AGCUUUGAAUUUUUUCUCAUUUGUGUGUCUGUCUGUCAUCAGUUUAAAUGUCUCGAAGUAUGAAUUUUAAACAGCAUUAAAUUUUGGAAGGUUUCAAUACAGAGAGACCUGUCUUGUAUUUUAACAAGAAAUGAAUUGGCUAAUAUCAUAUCACGGCAGCGCUUUCGAUCAGAUAACCCGGCUUCGAUCGUUUUAUUUUUUUCACCAAAUUCUUUUUUUUUUUAAAUGGUCAACUUGCAUCAAAAUGCAUGUAAGGAGCAAUUACCUGUAUAAAAGAGAAAAGGGGGAGCUGACCGCCCAGAGAGUCGACUUCCUCAAGCACAACAUCCUCAGUCCGGUGGAAUUGAGUGUGACCACAGAUGAUGCUUUGCACUUUGGAGAUGUGGUGAUGUUGGUGAACAUCGGCACAGAUGGCGAAUGUUUUGCUCUCGGCAUCAAUGCGUACAUUGAACACAUGACCAAGGUUCCUUCUCCUGGCAUUAAAGGUCCGUGUGGGGUCAGUGCUGGGAGAAACAUUCAGGCCUGUGUGCGCACGGCAUUCAUCAUAACCAGUGUAGAUGGCACUCCCGAAGGAGCAACUCUGCACUAUGAGCAAAGUUUUGCCCUGAAAACAACAAGUGGCUUCGCCGGGGAUUUGUACCUGACAAGUGAUGUGCAGACCUUCCGGAAGUCCGCGCUGAGGUCUCGUCUCCAGGAGGUCAGCUUGGAUGAGAGCGAAAGCUUCCCAGCUUGGUGGAAGGUGGUGCACUUUGACCCUCAGGAGAGGCUCGAGCACGAGGGUUUGCCUGUACCUGCCAAUGUCAACGUGGUCCUCUUCCACUGCAAGACAAACCAGGCCUUGGCUGUUCUGGAACAUCUAAUCCUUGGGACCAUAUACGGCAACGAGUACGAGGUGACCGCUCAUACUUUCUUGGACACCCACAGAGCUGAAAAGUCCAACAACCACUGGAUCAUGUGCACCGGUGACCCAGCCAGGGAAGGCCUCCUGCUUCUCAAUCGCCUGGAGUCAGAGGGAAACUGUGUAUCGUUGCCCCGGGACGACGGCCCAUCAGAGUAUAUCACAUGUAGCGUAUGUAAUUAUAGGGAAAACAGAAUAUCUGAGCUGCUUCGUUAACAACUGCCGGUGCCCAUCGCAGCUAUUUCCAGGCAGCCUGCGGGGUUCACCCUGAACUGGUUUCCAGCCAAUUGCAGUACUGCAAUAGAUGUAUUUUCAAAUGGAUAAACAAAUAUUAAAGCACAUGAUUAUUUCUUCAGGUGUCAAAAACAUAGUUGUUGCACUUGCAUUCCUGAACAGAAAAAUGACAUGGUGAAGUUUGAUUUUGCUUCAAAUUCCACAUUCCUGGCCAAUGAACUGAAAAAGGCACAGAACGAUGCUGGAUGCUCAGCCUGUUUUUAUGACAUGCCCUCGAAUGAACGAUUUGCAGUAUAGUAGAUAGCAUUUCCUGGAAAUGCUCAAAUGUCAAACUAAUUGAAAAAAUCUGGCAACACCACCCUCAAUGUCUGAUUCCUUAGUAUAUUAAUAGGUAGCAAACGAGUGAGUGAGUUUGGCGGGUUUCCCAGUGAGGAGAUGGACGAUUGUGACGGGCAAAGGAAUUUUUUCUUUGAACAUCGAAAACGAGGUGGCUAGUUUGUAGGUGUGAAAUUCAUAAAACUAUGUGACGAGAUGUUCUCUGAUGGAAAAUGCCACAUUCGAAAAAACAAAAAUAUUGACAGUGCUUUUUUUUUGUCGUAUUACAGCCUUACUCAGAAAUGAAAUGCUGCUAUAAUCAGUUUUUUUUUUUUUUCAGGAGUCUGAUUGUUUAAAAAAAAAAGACGUAUUCACAGCCUUUGGUAUGAAGAUGAAAAUUGAGCUCAGGUGCAUCCAGCUUCCAUUGGUCAUUGCUGAGAUGUGGUAAACUCAGUUGAUUGGACAUUACUUGUUUUUUAGAUAUUUUUAAACUUUACUUAUGCCAAGUUUUUGACUUAUGAUAUAAGAUAUAUACACACAAAACACAUGAUGCUUGAUUGACCUCUGGGGCUUCCUGUGGCUAACACAAAUACUUUGACAUGGAUACAGGUUUGCGUCAUUGAUUGGAAGGUUUCAGGCGCUGUUGCAAAACUCGUUCAAUGAAUGAUGACAUGACACGGUGCAAUUACUGUACUACUCUCUGUUGUUCAUCCGAGGUUGCAUUUACCCAAUCUGACCUGCUAAAUUCCAGAUCGCGUUUUAAUUAAGAACAAGUCGUGUGUGUGUGUCUCCUGUUACGUGAAAGCAGGGUUGGACUUUGCUCUUCACAUGACAGUCCCGCCAAUACCUGGGGUCAUAUAUCCACAGAUAUCUUUUCAAAUACUUUAUGGUAAAAAGGGUUGUGGAGGGGAAAAAAAUUCUCGGAAUUUUUUUCACACAGCAACCUCAGCAACUUUGUAUCGUGGCAAACAAAAAGAUAAAGGUUAAUCAUCUGUGAUGCUUUGACAAUAACCUUGGUGAGCCGUGUCUUUAUUGGGGCAAACAGAAGACCUAAGAACUGUACAUGUUACCCCAAAAAAAAGCAUUUUAAACAAACCCUUGAAGAGAAAUACUGAGCAACCGCUGGAUUGACUUUUAAACUCAGUGACACAAAGAUUCCCCACUGUGACUUCAUCGAAAGCAAUGCCCUCCCCCCACUGGAGACCGCCAUUCUGGUCUUUCGUUGGGCUCAGUUGGCAGCCCGGUUGUCUCAGGGCCCUGUGGCUCCCUUGUGUAAGUCAUGUGGGGGUCCCGUAUUUCACUUGACGAUUGGGCCGGGGCCGGCUCAGGAUUGCUCGGAUACAGGCGUGGGGGCGAUUCACAAGCGUGGUCUCCCUUGACAUCAGCUUAACUCUCAGGUGUCAAACUCAAGGCCCGGGGGCCAGAUCCGGUCCGCCGCUUGAUUUUAUUGUUCCAUGGUUCUUAUUAAAAUCUGUAUCAAAAAUAAAUGAUAAAGGGGAACUAUCAGACCGGGGGAUUUCCCAGUAAGCGUCUAUUACGUACCCAGAGUUCCCCUGUUAGUAAAUAGCAUUUAUCGCAAGGAGACUUUUCAGUACGGGGGAGCGCUCAGACCGUCACACCGGCUCUAAUUGGCCAUCAUUCCUCAUCAAGUCACAAUCAUGGAGUCCAGCUCUAUCUUAACUAUACUAUAGUAUAGUAUACUAUAAUGUGGCCCUCAACAAAAAUGAGUUUGACACCCCUGACUCAAACACGAGUUCCUCUCGAGCUGUUGACACUUCACUUCUCAAAGACUUAUUUAGACACCUAAUUGUCUUUCGAAGGCCGAGUGGCACUGCACAGCAACUUUCACUCAAUACGGAAGUAAAUAUGUGCCACCAGGAUUUGAAUUUAAAAUGCCACUGAAAAUUUCAUGUUGUAAAAUUCACAUUGUUAUUUCAAAGUGAUCCCAUUUUCAAUAGCUGUAUUUCCAUUUAACUUUUCAAUGUUAACAAAUUCGCCAUGUAAAAAAUGCAACCUUUCAAAUUCAAACGCAAUAUUUUCAGUCUCCUGAGAUUCAGCUGGCUAUAAUUUUCUGUCUGGCUACAAUUUGCUGUUUAAAAUUCACCGUCUGUGGCACCAAGCAGGGUUACUACAGUUCAGAACCCAACACCCAGGCAAUCCAGUUACACUUUCUUAGUAUGUGAUGGCACGUGACUAAGAAAGCGUAACUGGAUUGGCUGGGUGUUUGGGUUGUGACUUGACCACUUCGGACCACUUGCACGUUAAUUAUACAGCGUAUCGAAAAUAGUGAUGUUAAUUUUUUUUUUAUUGUUGUCACAUCCUAAUGAGCAAGUUCUGCAUCUCCUUCAUUGUUGCUGUCUGCCUUUGCCCAGUUUUCUUGUUUUUCAGUGUAUUUUGAAGGGGAUGCCCGGUUCUUGGUUAUGGCCCUGUUGUGCCAUAUUUUUUAAUGUAGCUGGAAAUUCUUUUUAAUCCAUUUCUUGACUGAUACCCGCGAGCAGCAAGAUCCAUCUGCUUCUGUUGGAGCUCUUUGCAAACCAUGGCUGGUGCUAAAUGACAACAAAAGUUGAACUUUAUUUGUGGUUCAUCUGAGACACUGUAAUUGGUUUUAUCAUUUAUGUGUCCAAUACCAUUUAAUAAGUUUAUGUGUGAUGGGUGAUUGUGAACACAGCCAUAUCCCUAGCCAUUAGGGUGUGCACACUUGCGCCACCACAUUAUCUCAAAAAUGUUAUUUUUUUUCCUUUCUAUCCAAAAGAUUUAAUUUCUUUCCCAGUUAAGUUGUACAGGAUGUAGGUCAGAUUAAUGGUGUAAAAAAAAAUAACAUUCACAGGGCACAAAUAUGCAAACACAUAUUCACACCUAUAGGCAAUUGAAUUAUUUCAUCUAAUUCAACAUUUUUGAAAUGUGGAAAGGAAACCGAAGUACUUGUAGAAAGAAAACCCACGCAGACACGGGGAGAGCAUGAAAACGCCAUACAGGCGGGGCUGGGAUUUGUACUUGGCAGUUGGCUAAAUAUUAAUCAUUCAUGAAAAUUAUGCAACUGGAUUGGAAUUAUUAAACUGUAUAAAUGCAUGAUAAUAAACUGAACAUUAUACUGGAUCCUCAGAUAAAAUACAAUAUUGUACCUCGACAAUUAACACUCAAAGGCUCUACUUAGGUACUCUUCACGGUAUUUCACUAGCUGGGCCACAUUGUACCAUAGAAAGAUCAUUUUAAAUAAGUGAAUUAUCAUGAGGCGGCAUGGUGGAUCAGCUGGUAAGCCGUUGGCCUCACAGUUCUGAGUGCCCGGGUUCGAUCCCGGCCCCGCCUGUGAGGAGUUUGCAUGUUCUUCCCGUGCCUGCGUUGCUUUUCUCCGGGCACUCCGGGUUUCCUCCCACAUCCCCAAAACAUGGAACAUUAAUUGGACACUCUAAAUUGCCCCUUGGUGUGAUUGUGAUUGUGAGUGUGGUUGUUUGUGUCGAUGUGCCCUGCGGUUGGCUGGCAGCCAGGUCACGGUGUACCCUGCCUCCUGCCCUGUUAACAGUUGGGAUAGGCUCCAGCACCGCCACCCUUGUGACGACAAGCGGUAAAAAAAUGGAUGGAUGGAUGGAUGGAUGAAUUAUUAUGAAUGAAAAGAUUCUAAUAAUACCAAAAGGCCUGUAUGGUUUAUACUAGGAAUAUAUGUCGCUUUGUAAUUUAUGGGUCACAAAACCAUCAAGGACCACUUGAGUAGCUAACUGAACUGGGACUUGAACAUAUGUAAACGCAAAAUUAAGUAUUUCACGUAAUAUUUAUCGGUUUCCUACCUCGUUAAAUCACUUGGUGAUUAUUGUGAGAAUAUGCAAUGAGAGGUAUAGUAAUUUGAGCACAUUUGCUAUAGAUCUGUAUUUCAAAGACAUCGGUGACCAUUUUUGUAACCUGGGGUCUCAUUGAUGCAU
Molecule: messenger RNA, 5361 nt
Organism: Syngnathoides biaculeatus (alligator pipefish)
Lineage: Eukaryota; Metazoa; Chordata; Actinopteri; Syngnathiformes; Syngnathidae
Gene: cfap161
Product: cilia and flagella associated protein 161
Exons: 8
Coding region: 131-1114 (327 amino acids)
Biological process (GO): cilium assembly
Cellular component (GO): motile cilium
Source: RefSeq, a predicted model, not a curated record